CGGACCGUCUCGGCCUGUCGGACCGAGAACUCAGCGGGGGUCACCGGAAAGCUUUCAAAGCGCGCGCCACCGCAGGAAAAAAAGAGGGCCAUGCCGUUUGGCUGUUUAACGCUCGGCGAGAAGAAGGACUACAACAGUCCCACAGAUAUCACAGACAGAUAUGAUCUUGGCCAGAUUGUUAAAUCGGAAGAGUUCUGCGAGAUCUUUCGAGCCAAGGACAAGACAACAUCGAAAAUGUACACCUGCAAAAAGUUCCUGAAGAAGGACGGGAGGAAAGUGCGCAAGGCUGCGAAGAAUGAGAUUUUCAUUCUGAAGAUGGUGAAGCAUCCUAACAUUCUCCAGCUGGUGGACGUCUAUGAGACAAGAAAAGAAUAUUACCUCUUCUUGGAACUUGCAACAGGCAGAGAGGUAUUCGAUUGGAUCCUGGACCAGGGCUACUACUCCGAGAAAGACACCAGCAACGUGGUUCGGCAGGUGCUGGAGGCAGUGGCAUACCUGCACUCCCUCAAUAUCGUCCACCGCAACCUGAAGUUGGAGAACCUGGUGUAUUACAACCGUCUAAAGCACUCGAAAAUAGUGAUCAGCGAUUUCCACCUGGCCAAGCUUGAGAACGGGCUUAUCAAAGAACCAUGUGGGACUCCAGAGUACCUGGCUCCAGAAGUUGUUGGGAGACAGAGAUAUGGCCGACCUGUGGACUGCUGGGCUCUCGGAGUGAUCAUGUACAUUCUACUUUCCGGCAACCCUCCAUUCUACGAUGAAGCAGACGAUGACGAUUACGAAAACCACGACAAGAACCUGUUUCGCAAAAUUCUCGCAGGAGAUUACGAGUUUGAUUCGCCGUACUGGGACGAAAUCUCUGACUCAGCUAAGAGUUUAGUCGCGCGUCUCAUGGAGGUUGACCAGGACCAGAGACUCACAGCGCAGGAAGCCAUCAACCAUGAAUGGAUAUCUGGAAAUGCUGCGUCAGAUAAAAACAUCAAGGAAAAUGUGUGCGCACAGAUGGAGAAGAAUUUUGCGAGAGCCAAGUGGAAGAAAGCUGUGCGAGUCACGACCAUCAUGAAGAGGCUGCGAGCUCCGGAGCACCAACAAACUGCCGCUGCAGCUCAGUCCAGUGAGGGAGCCACAAACCCUGCAGGAGGAGCACAGGAAAAUCCCCAGGCUCCAGCUGAGGCCUCCACGGCCCCCGCAGCCACAGCCCCUCCUGCUGGUCUGGAGGUGCCUCAUGCAGAGGCUUCUUCAUCACGGUGUAACGGUGACUCUCCCGCUCCCUCGCCUUUCGCCACACAGACCGGAGACGAGCGGAACGGUUAAAGUCUGGCUCUUGAUUCGACCUUUCCCACAUCCCUCACAGCAACCCCUGAGCUCUGUAAAUUAGCAUUUAGCAUGGUCGCCGUGAGCCUGCUUCGCUCUCACAGUCACAUUCGCAGUGCCAGCGUCGUCUCGCAGAGCCUCGUCGACGUCUUUUCCUGAGCUUUGUCUUUUCUUGUUACAAAAGCUGUAUUUGCCAAUCUUAGAAGCCAUAUUGCCACAUACUCGAUCAAAAACACAAGGAAUUGAUUUGCGCUUAUAGACACACAUAUAU
Molecule: messenger RNA, 1582 nt
Organism: Neoarius graeffei (lesser salmon catfish)
Lineage: Eukaryota; Metazoa; Chordata; Actinopteri; Siluriformes; Ariidae
Gene: camkvb
Product: CaM kinase-like vesicle-associated b
Exons: 11
Coding region: 91-1311 (406 amino acids)
Biological process (GO): peptidyl-serine phosphorylation
Cellular component (GO): intracellular anatomical structure
Molecular function (GO): ATP binding; calmodulin binding; calcium/calmodulin-dependent protein kinase activity
Source: RefSeq, a predicted model, not a curated record